CAAAACAAAGUAAAGAUAAAGCUAAUCAGUUGAAUUUAUUUGGAAUAGGCUACUUUUUAUUUCAGUUUUUCCCAAAUAGACUGAUUACCAGUUUCAGUGGAUUCUUUUCUUACCUACCAUAAUCACAAAUCUUUUUUCAAAAGUGGCUUGUUUUCCCUUACAUGCACCAAGCUAUCUAAAAUAUUAACCACUCCAAAAGAAUAUAAUUCCAGCACACCACCACCUACACUUUGAAAUUUUAGCUUUGCUUUCAACUUUUUGGGAGCUCAGUCCAAAUGGUUUCAACUUCUCCCAAAUCUAAGGAAGUAUUAUCUGUUGAAGGAUGGAAGGACAACGCGCCGCCUCGUCGAGCCAAAUGGUGGUAUUCAACCUUCCACACCGUCACUGCCAUGGUCGGUGCCGGUGUCCUUAGCCUUCCUUAUGCCAUGGCUUACUUGGGAUGGGGACCAGGGACUGUGGUUAUGAUAAUAUCAUGGUGUAUUACUCUGAAUACGAUGUGGCAGAUGAUACAGCUGCAUGAAUGUGUUCCUGGAACCCGUUUUGACCGGUACCUUGAUCUCGGAAAAUACGCCUUUGGACCGAGACUGGGGGCUUGGGUGGUGCUCCCUCAGCAACUGGUUGUUCAAGUGGGAUGUGAUAUUGUGUAUAUGGUUACUGGAGGGAAGUGCCUUAUGAAGUUCAUGGAGAUAGCAUGCACCCAAUGUGUAAAGCUUAAGUUGUCUUAUUGGAUCAUCAUAUUUGGGUCACUCCAUUUCUUCCUUUCGCAACUCCCUAAUUUCAAUUCUGUUUCUGGGGUAUCUUUAGCAGCUGCUGUUAUGUCACUCAGCUAUUCGACAAUUGCCUGGGCAGGCUCUUUGGCUAAAGGUCAGGUUGAGAAUGUAAAUUAUGAUUACAAACACACAAGCAACAUAGAUUUCAUGUUCCGGGUGUUCAAUGCAUUGGGUCAGAUCUCAUUCGCUUAUGCCGGGCAUGCCGUUGCCCUUGAAAUCCAGGCCACCAUACCAUCUACUCCUGAGAAACCAUCAAAGGUACCGAUGUGGAAAGGUGCCUUGGUUGCCUAUUUUAUCAAUGCCAUUUGCUAUUUCCCUGUUGCAUUUAUAGGAUAUUGGGCAUUUGGCCAAGACGUUGAUGACAAUGUGCUAGUAGCACUCCAGAGGCCUGGUUGGCUUAUCGCCUCUGCUAACCUGAUGGUCGUCGUCCAUGUCAUUGGCAGCUACCAGGUAUAUGCAAUGCCCGUUUUUGAUUUGCUUGAGAUAUUGAUGACGAAAACUCUAAAUUUCACACCCGGAAUUGCUCUUCGACUUAUUACUAGAACAACUUACGUUGCAUUUACAUUAUUUAUCGGCGUGACCUUCCCCUUCUUUGGAGAUCUCCUUGGUUUCUUUGGCGGAUUUGGCUUUGCUCCCACUUCAUACUUUCAUUAUGUGGCUUAUCAUCAAGAAACCAAAGAUGUUUGGUGUUUCCUGGCUGGUCAACUGGUUAUGUAUAAUCAUCGGGGUGUUCAUUAUGCUGGCAUCAACAAUUGGAGGGCUUCGAAACAUUGUUAUGGAUUCCUCUACCUAUAGUUUCUACUCUUAAGUUUAACAUAAUCUGUCAAUAACUAACAGCAAAGCCAAGCAAUUGAUCCAAAGGAUCACUUUGCUUGGUUUGCUUAUGGUACCUAAGUACUGUUAUCUUAAUCAAGAUACUGCGAAUAUGAGGUUUAGCAAAUUUAAAGUUGAAAUAGCUGUAAAAUCUAGCAAGUGUCUUUGCAGCCAACAUCUGCAAGUUACAAGUAGCUUCAAUUGUUUAAAUUCUGCUUUAAUAAUCCAAUAGUUUGCUGUAAUCGUUUCUUGACUCAAUUACAAUUACUUCUAUUACUA
This is a messenger RNA of Beta vulgaris subsp. vulgaris (sugar beet), 1862 nucleotides long. RefSeq names its product lysine histidine transporter-like 6. Gene Ontology annotation, cellular component: plasma membrane. The record is from RefSeq and is a predicted model, not a curated record. NCBI's taxonomy places the organism in Eukaryota, Viridiplantae, Streptophyta, Magnoliopsida, Caryophyllales, Amaranthaceae. The coding region runs from base 276 to 1565 and encodes 429 amino acids. The transcript has 8 exons.